Molecule: messenger RNA, 3032 nt
Organism: Notolabrus celidotus (New Zealand spotty)
Lineage: Eukaryota; Metazoa; Chordata; Actinopteri; Labriformes; Labridae
Product: probable carboxypeptidase X1
Exons: 13
Coding region: 127-2400 (757 amino acids)
Biological process (GO): proteolysis
Molecular function (GO): metallocarboxypeptidase activity; zinc ion binding
Source: RefSeq, a predicted model, not a curated record
AUUGAGGGAGAGAAGGAGGAGGAGGAGGGAUGUGGUGGAUGGAGGUCUGGCUCUCUCAUCUCCACAUAAACUGCUGGGGUAUUUUUUCCCCCCUUCACUCUCUGCAGCAGCAAACAAAAGAGGAAGAUGAAGAAGUCUCUGUGCGUGUUGUUGGCUGCUGUGAGCUUCCUGGGAGGAUUUUCAGCGCUGACAAAAGAUGCAACGACUGAGAGUUUGUUCCUCAACACGACAACGACCACAGCUGAGUCUGUCACUGUGGAGCUGCAGGAAAACAGCACGCUACGACUGACUACCACUGCUCAGACAACGUUAAAACCCACCAUCAGAUCCACAGCAAGUCCCACUGUCUCUGUUACAGAGAAACAACAGGACACUAAAGGCACCAACCAGACAAGAGGAGAGGAAAACAACAACAAAGAAGAAAAAGAUGACAAGACAGAAGAGAAGAAACCAACACUGGACUGUCCUCCGCUCGGCCUGGAGUCUCUGCGGAUCCAUGACAGCCAGAUCCAAGCUUCCUCUUACCUGCGGGAGGGUCUGGGUCCACACAGAGGGAGGCUGAAUAUCCAGUCUGGCAUCGAGGACGGGGAUAUCUACGAUGGAGCCUGGUGUGCCGAGUACAAGGACCGACACCAGUGGCUGGAGGUCGACGCCAUCCACAUGACCCUGUUCACCGGAGUCAUCCUGCAGGGCCGAAACUCCAUCUGGAGCUGGGACUGGGUCCACACCUACAAAGUCCAGCUGAGCAACGACUCUGUGGACUGGGAAACCUGCAAGAACGGGACGGAGGACGCAAUCUUUGAAGGAAACCAGAACCCAGAGACCCCUGUGCUCGGACUCCUCCCUGUUCCCACAGUGGCCCGUUUCAUCCGCAUCAACCCUCAGACCUGGUACUUCAACGGGACCGUCUGCCUCCGAGCGGAGAUCCUCGGCUGUCGUGUUCAUGAUCCUGAUGACCCCUACGCCUCAGAACAAGAACAGGGAUCGAAGGACGCCCUGGACUUCAGACAGCACAACUACAAAGAGAUGAGAAAGCUCAUGAAGUCUGUGACAGACGAGUGUCCAGACAUCACCCACGUCUACACCAUCGGGAAGAGCUACCAUGGCCUCAAACUGUACGUCAUGGUGAUCUCAGAUAACCCCAGGAAACACGAACUAGGUGAGCCAGAGUUUCGUUACGUAGCGGGGAUGCAUGGGAACGAGGCUCUGGGCCGGGAGCUGGUCCUGAACCUCAUGCAGUAUUUGUGCAAGGAGUACAAGAAGGGGAACCAGCGCGUCGUUCGGCUGGUGACAGAGACGAGAAUCCACCUCCUGCCCUCCAUGAACCCUGAUGGGUACGAGGAAGCUUACAAGAAAGGCUCUGAACUGGCCGGCUGGGCUGACGGACGUUACAGCGUUGAAGGGAUCGACAUGAAUCACAACUUUCCAGACCUGAACAACAUCAUGUGGGACGCCCAGGAGGUGGCUGCAGAUAAAUCUAAAGUCCCAAACCACUACAUCCCCAUCCCAGAGUACUACACCCAAGAGGACGCCAUGGUUGCUCCAGAGACCCGUGCCGUCAUCAGCUGGAUGCAGGACAUCCCCUUCGUGCUCAGUGCGAACCUCCACGGUGGAGAACUGGUGGUGACGUACCCCUACGACUGCACUCGUGACUGGGCUCCUCAGGAGGACACGCCCACAGCCGACAACGCCUUCUUCCGCUGGCUGGCCACCGUCUACGCCUCCACCAACCUGGUGAUGGCCAACCCUGACCGCCGUCUGUGUCACUCUGAGGACUUCCAGGCCCACAACAACAUCAUCAACGGGGGAGCCUGGCACACCGUCCCCGGCAGUAUGAACGACUUCAGUUACCUGCACACAAACUGCUUCGAGGUGACGGUGGAGCUGUCCUGUGAUAAGUUCCCUCAUGUGAGUGAGCUUCCCAUCGAGUGGGAGAACAACAAGGAGUCUCUGCUGGUCUACAUGGAGCAGGUCCACAGAGGCAUCAAAGGUGUGAUCAGAGAUAAGCUGACCAAACAAGGGAUAGCUGAUGCCAUCGUCAAGGUGGAGGACCAUGACCAUGACAUCCGAUCAGCUGCUGACGGGGACUACUGGCGCCUUCUAAACCCCGGCGAUUACAAAGUGGUGGUUUGGGCUGAAGGUUACUUCCCUUCCAUGCGUCGAUGCAAUGUCGGGAUAGAACCACGUCCCACCAUCUGCGACUUCAUCCUAACCAAGACGCCCGUUCAGAUGCUGAAGGAGAUCAGAGCUAAAGGAGGGAAGAUCCCCCAGGACCUGCAGCUGCGUCUUCGGGCUCUGAGACUCAGAAAGCUUAGAGCAAGCACCAAGGCCAUCAACCAGCGAAGAGAGGGUCUGCGGCUGCAGGAGGAGCAGCAGAGGAGGAGAGCUAGAUCCUCCUGAGCCUGGAGGGCAUGAGAGACGGAGGGAAGAGGAAGCCUCAGAGCUGGAUUAUGGGAGGAGAAAACGGACCUUUGGAAACAGGGACGUGUUCCUUCUGGUGAUUAAAGAGAGGACACUAUUAAAGGGACACUUCAGAUUAAAUAUAACAGACGCACAAACUCUCACAGACUCUAACAGGACACUUAAAGGACACUUAAAGGACACUUAAAGGACACGUGAGUCACCUCUAAAGAGUUUUUAAACUCCUUGAAGGAUGAUGGACAUUCUGCUUUUCUUUAACAUGACUGAGUUGAGGAUUUACUUGUCAGCUGGUCUGAUAUGUGACAUGUUUUUCUUACACUGUGUCUGUUUUUGUUGAUUUAGGUCCUGCAGGGACCACAAAAUAAAUAUGUUUCUUAUUUGUGUUACAUAUUUUCCAGCAUCUUAUACUGAAACCAAGGUAAAGCAACGUGAAAUACUCACCUGGAACUGAAGAUAAUCUGGGGAUGGUUACUGUAAGAUGCUUCAAAAUUAGAUGUCACAUAAUAGACAAAUAGGUAAAGCCAAUUGAUCGGCUUAGAGAAGUAUAAUACAUGCUUUGUCUGCCAUCUUUGGUUAAUAUUGGAAAUACAGGACUUAAACUUCAGACAGUG